Messenger RNA from Helicoverpa zea (corn earworm), 1725 nucleotides. RefSeq names its product tektin-3-like. Gene Ontology annotation, biological process: cilium movement involved in cell motility; cilium assembly. The coding region runs from base 396 to 1637 and encodes 413 amino acids. The record is from RefSeq and is a predicted model, not a curated record. NCBI's taxonomy places the organism in Eukaryota, Metazoa, Arthropoda, Insecta, Lepidoptera, Noctuidae. The transcript is spliced from 2 exons. Gene Ontology annotation, cellular component: nucleus; microtubule cytoskeleton.
AUAGACUUUAGAAGAAAAGAGAUGUGUCCGAAAAUUAGUGUGUAUUUGUGUAUAAUUGAUUAUGUAUGAAUGAAAUCAGUGCAUGCAUAAACACAUGCAAUGAUGCAUGUCGACGAAACAUAAAUAAAUUAGACCCACUUUUACUUACCAUUAAUCAAAAUUAAAUAGGUCAUCCCCAUAACAACAAUCUAUUUAUUGUCAUGGCAACAGUCAACAGUUUACUCAAUAAAAUCCCUUAAAGUAAAUCGUCACUCUACUGAACGAUUUGGAAGACAAUGAACGCAAUACAAGAAACAACAUAUUGUUGCUCAAGAAGAAUCUAAUAUCGUACAAAUCAGACAUUAUACCAAUCAAACCAAACGGAAAUUUUCUGAACUGUCACAAACUUCGAGAGAAUGACAACAGCAGAAAAAGGCGACUACCUAUCUUUCGGGGAUCGAAACAACGCCUUAUCCACAAUCAAAGUUUGGCACGAACAUAACCAAAAAGUCUUAAAAGGAGACAUCAUCAGAACCACUGAUAAAAACACAGCUAUCACCAAGAACAGCAUUAUAAAAGUCAACCAGACAUCUUGCGAAGACUUUAGUGAUAGCACCGAUCAAUUGAAGCAUAGAUCCAGACAUAUAAACUAUUGGAAGGCAGAAUUAGAAAGAGCUAUCAGAGAUAUGGAUGCUGAAAUCAAUGUCCUAGAAACUCAAAGACAGCAGUUAAAAAAUGCUAUGGACACUUUGAAAAUACCGGAGUAUAUAACUGAAGAAUGUUUAGAUUUGAGAAGGAAUAGAAUGCAGUCAGACUUAAUAUAUGAUGAGCCACAAGAAGAUCUGUUUACUGAGUCGGCUUUGAUAGAAAAUGUGAAAAGACUUCAUAGGGAUCUGUUAAGGGACGUGGAAUAUCAAUUGGAUAUGAAUGUGGCUUCUAAAAAUUGGUUGGAAAGGGAUUGGAGUGAUAAAUUCUUGGCUUUUAAGUAUGAGAGUCAGAACGCUUAUUUGGAGACUAAAGCUGUGAAUGUUAAGGAUUCGGCUGGUGCUACUAGGCUCUCGGAAGGUCAAUCCAACGUGCCAUCCUGGGAACAGCACACGAUAAACGCCUUAAACGAAUUCAAGGUCACCAUCGACAAAUCUAAGGCUUUAAGAGCUAAAGUUGACGCAGUUCUCAUAAACACCUCCCGUGAUCUUCGCUCUCAAGACAUUAAGGUCAACAAAUCAUUAAGCGAACGCAUUGCAAGGACUGAACAAGUAAAAACAGAGUUAGAAAACCAGUUGAAAUUGACCUUGGAAAAGAUUGUGGAGACGGAGAAUAUUUUGGAAAUGCUACAUGAAGAAAUGUUAAAGGUUUCACAGAGAAUACAAGUAGCACAAACAAGGCUGAACACGAAGAAUUGUAGACCGAAUGUUGAGAACUGCAGAGAAGGGUCUUUAGUAGCCUUAAUAGAAGAAGUGAGAGAUUUAAAUGAUAGCAUGAGUUUGUUGCAAAAGAGAUCGAUAGAGACGGAGAAGUUAAGAGCAGAGUUAAUACACGAAAGGUCUUUGAUAGAGAAUGAGAUUAUCGUAAAGAAGAAGACCCUGUUUUUGGACAACGAUAGAUGUCUGUUUUUGAGAUCGUUUUUUCAGUCUGCUGAGAAAAUGUGUGGAUUUUAAAGGAUUAGCCAAAUGUCUUAAAAACAGCCAUGAAGGGCGAAGUACACAAUAUUUAAAUUGCACGUCUCGUAGCAAAAUGUUUUGGCAC